This is a messenger RNA of Enterobius vermicularis (human pinworm), 606 nucleotides long. Lineage: Eukaryota; Metazoa; Nematoda; Chromadorea; Rhabditida; Oxyuridae. The record is from the annotation of a GenBank genome assembly.
AUGCCACCCACCUUUGGGAUCCCUCCUGCAGCAGGAAUGAAUCCAACUCCCGGAGUUCCUCCAGCACCUGGAAUGCAUUCAUUCUCUACAAUGCGCCCAGCUUCCGGUACACCAACUCACGGAAUGCCUACAGCAGCAACAAUGCCACUAACAUCAUCUGUGGGACCAACUGCUGGAAUGCCACCUACUCUGGGUAUGCCGACAGUCUCAACAGCUCCGAUUAAUUCCGGGAUUGCGCCUACCUCUGGGAUGCCCCCAAAUUCAGGAAUAGUUUCUGUACCUGGAAUGCCGCCUGCUGCAGGAAUGCCACCAGCUUCAGCGAUGACUUCUGCUUCUGGCAUGCCACCAGCUUCAGCAAUGACUUCUGCUGCUGGUAUGCCACCACCUUCCUGGAUGCCUCCUGUUUCUGCUAUGGUACCAGCCUCUAAAAUGCCACCUUCUGGAAUUGCACCGACCUCUACAGUACCGCCUACUCCUGGGAUGCCAGUUAAUGCGGGUGCCGUACCUGCUCAGGGAUUGCCACAGACGACAGGCGUUAUUGCGGCUUCUGGGCCUCAUGUUCAGGGAGGCUAUCCAGGUCUUGGGAUGCCUUUGCCACCUGGAUUG